UUGCUUCCCCCAUUCCUUCAGGUCUCUCCGACUUUCCUGACCAUCUUACAUAAAUUAGUAAACUAAACUCCCAUCCCUGACACUUAAAAAAAUUUUCUUUAAAUUGUUAUUUUUGUGAGACAGACUCUCAUUCUAUCACCCAGGCCUUAUUUUUCUUCUUGGCUUUAUCUUUUUUUUUUUUUUUUUUGGCUUUUUAAAAACUUUAUUGUAUCGGACAUCUCUAUUACCCAUUGCACAUCUCAGUCUUACCUGUCUGUUUAUUUAGCCAGCCCUGUACUGACCGGUUCUCUGUGGGUACCCACCAGGUCUACACAGAUACACCCUGAUAGAACCUAACCUCAGGCUUGUUCUGUGCAUCUUCUGCCUUCUUCCCUGAGACUUUCAUAUUGAUGACAAGGUAUGGAACAGGAUGGGGACACCAUGGUACAACUACAAACUACUGGAGUUUAAUCCUCCUUGAGAUGCAUCUUUGACCAAAGGAAAGGAGUCAAUGGUACAAGCAUCCUCCUUGCUUCUACAGGAUACGUGGCCUUGACAUGGACUUAAUAUGUCUUCUCAAAUGGGCCUGAUGGAUAGAGCAACCAGAUCAUUGUAGCAGUGGCCAACUUCCUAAUGUAUCUUUGAAUUAGCUCUCCCUCCCUGCCUGAAUCAUUCCCCUGUCCCUCAGAUCACACUCUCCAGUAAAAUACUUGCAGUAAAUCUUUGUCUCAGGUCCUACCUUCUGAGGAUCUAGGCUAAGUCAUUCAUCUAUUAGACACUUGUUAUCCCUUUAUUCAGUCACUUCCUACACUCAUGAUUGCUUUUUUUCUCCCAGUCUUUCCUUCUGGGGGCCCCUCCCCCUCCCUCUCCUCUUCUUCUUUUCUUUUUUUGAGACACAGUCUUGUUUUAUUGCCCAGACUGGAGCACAAAGGCAUGAUCUUGGCUCACUGUAAACUCCACCUCCUGAGUUGAAGCAAUUCUCAUGCCUCAGCAUCCCAAGUAGCUGGGAUUAAAAGCUUGCACCACCAUGCCCAGCUAAUUUUUGUAUUUUUAGUAGAGACAGGGUUUUGCCAUGUUGCCCAGGCUGGUCUCAAACUCCUGGCAUCAACUGAUCUAUCUGCCUAGGCUUCCCAGAGUACUGGGAUUACAGGGUGAGCCAUGUCACCUGGCCCAUUUUUUCUUUAUCUUAGUGUUUAGAAAUUUCUUCAGAGAGGAAUGAACAGAGAUGAAUAAGUGGAGGUGUUAUGUAAAGGCAUACUGUACUCGAAAUCUGCUGACCUGCAGCGGGUUUAAAUUCCAACUCUUGUUACAACUUUUUAAAAGAUUGUGAACAUAUCAAAAUGUACAUGAAUCAGGUUUUAAUAUACUGUAUGAUGGGUGGAUGAGGCUGUGCAUUGUACCAUUUGUUUGAAUUCUCAGGCAUGGUUUGGCAGUACAAGAACUCUGUAACAUUAACAAAUUCAAUAAAAAGUAAAUACAUUAAAAAAAAAAGCCAUUUCUUCAGAGAGGCUUUGUUGGAGGUAAAUCUGUCAGUUUGUGUUUCUCUGAAAAUGCUUUGUUUUACCCUUGUCCGGAAAGAAAAUUUCACUGGGUAUACAAUUUCUAGGUUGACAGGAUUUUUUCCCCUUAACCUCUCAGGACUGUGGAUAUAUGAUACCACUCUCUUCCUGGAUUUUUCCAUUAAUAUUACUGUUACUGAGUCCACUUUUCACUCAUGUAUAGGUAAUGUGUUUUUUUCUUCAUAACUCCUUUUCAAAAUCAUUUCUUUGGUAUUCUGCAGUACAAUGAUGUGCUAAGUGUAGAUUUCUUUUUACUUCUCUGUUUCAGAGUUAUUGGUCUUCUUGAAGCUAAAGAUUUGUAUCUUUCAUCAAAUCUAAAAUGUUCUCAGCUAUUAAAUGUUUGAAUAUUGCCUUUCCUCUCUACUCUGUAUUACUCCAUCUCAAACUUUAUUGGGCGUUUUAACUCUGUUCUCUGUGUCUCUCAGCCUCUAUAUUUCACCUCUCUUUGUCUCUGAGCUACAUUCUAGGUAAAUAUUUGAACUGAUCUUUUUUUUUUUUUUUUUUUGAGAUGGGAAUCGCUCUGUUGCCCAGGCUGCAGUGCAGUGAGUGGCGCAAUCUCAGCUCACUGCAACCUCUAUCUCCCGGCGAUUCUCCUGCCUCAGCCUCCCAAAUAGCUGGGAUUAAAGGUGCCUACCAGCAUGCCCAGCAAAUUUUUUUGUAUUUUUAGUAGAGAUGGAGUUUCACUAUGUUGGCCAGGCUGGUCUUGAAUGCCUGACCUCGUGAUUUACCUACCUCAGCCUCCCAAUGUAGUGGGAUUACAGGUAUGAGCCACUGCACCUGGCCUUCAGCUGAUCUUCUAACUCAUGAUGUCCCCCUUUAACUGUAUCUAUUCUCUUGUGUAAUUUUCCUUUGAGUGUUUAAUUUCUAUUACAUGAUUCAUUUUUAGAAGUUCUAUUUUGGUUCUUUCCCAAACUUGCCUCAUCAAUUUUGGUUGCCUUUGCUCUUUAUUAUUAUUUUUUUAUUUGAGACAGAGUCUCAUUCUAUGGCCUAGGCUAGAGUGCAGUGGUGGAGUCAGAGCUCACUGCAGCCUCGACCUCCCAGGCUCAAGUGAUGCUCCUACCUUAUCCUCCCAAUUCCUGGCCGAUUUUUUAAAAAUUAUUUUUUGUAGAGAUAGGGUUUUGCCAUGUUGCCCAGGCUGGCCUCAAACUCCUGAACUCAAGUAGUCUUUCCACCUCAGCCUUCCAAAGUGCUGGGAUUACAGGCAUGAACCACUGCACCUGGCCUGCCUCUGCUCUUCACUCAUUGUUUCAAUUGCCACCUUUAUUUCUUGAAACAGUAUGUUUAUAUUCCAUGUUCAGUAAUAAAAUUUUUUGAAAUAUUUCUGAAUCUCAUUUUGUUCACUGCAGUUUCUGUCUGUUCUUUUGCCGUGUUUUUGUUUUUUUGUUUUUGAGACAGAGUCUUACUCUGUUGCUAAGGCUGGAGUGCAGUGGCAAAAUCUCAGCUCAGAAGAACCUGUACCUCCCAGGUUCAAGCAAUUCUCCUGCCUCAUCUUAUGAGUAGCUGGGAUUACAGGCAUGUGCCACCAUGCCUGGCUAAUUUUUGUAUUUUUAGUAGAGAUGGGUUUUGCUAUGCAUGUUGGCCAGGCUAGUCUUGAACUCCUGACUUCAAGAGAUCUGCCCACCUCGGCCUUGCAGAGUGCUCUGCUUGUUUCUUAAUGUGUAUUUUCUAAAAAAUGCCUCUAUUAAGAUAUAUUUUACAUAUCAUAUAAUUUAUCCUAUUCAAUAAUUUUUGGUAAAUUUAAUGAGUGGUACAAACAUCGCCAUAAAUCAGUUUUUGAACGUGUUCAUCAUCCUGAUAAAAGCCGUCAUGCACAUUUACAGUUUAUCCUAAUUCCCACUCCCAGCCCCAGGCAACCAUUAGUUUACAUUCUGCCUCUAUAGAUCUACCUUUUCUAGACAUUUCACAUAAACAGAAUCACACAAUAUGUGGUCUCUUACGUCUGGCUUCUUUUAUAUAUGUCUGGCUUAACAAAUUUUUGGGGGUUCAUCCAUGCCAUAGUGCAGUAGUUGGUUCCUUUUUAUUGAUGAAUCCAUCCGUUGUGUGAAUAUAUACCACAUCUUGUUUAUUUAUUUAUUUUUUUUGAGACAAGAGUUUUGCUCUUGUUGCCCAGGCUGGAGUGCAGUGGCGUGAUCUUGACUCACUACAACCUUUGACCCUGGGUUAAAGCGAUUCUUCUGUAUUAGCCUUGCGAGUAGCUAGGAUUACAGGUGCCCACCACCACGCCCAGCUAAUUUUUUUGUAUUUUUAGUAGAGAUGGGGUUUCAUCAUGUUAGCCAGGCUGGUUUCAAACUCCUGACCUUGGGUGAGCCACCCACCUUGGACUCCCAAAGUGUGGGGAUUACAGGCAUGAGCCACUGUGCCAGGCCUCCUUUUUUUUUUUUUUUUAAACUUAUCCUUAUUGUUGAGCACACAAAUUUCUAUCCAUUUACCAGUUGAUGGAUAUUUAGGUUAAGUUUUUGGCAAUUAUCAAUAAUGCUCCCAUGAACAUUUGCAUGCAAGUUUUGCAUGGACAUGUUUUCAUUUUUCUUAGGUAGUUUCCAAGAAGUGAAAUUUUGGUUCCUACAGUAAUUUUUUGUUUAACCGUUUGGGAAACUGCCAAAUGUUUCCGAAAGAGGCUGCGUCAUUGUACGUUCCCACUGGCAAUGUGUGAGGGUUCCUGUUCCACCACAUCCUUGCUGACAUCUGUUAUUCUAUUAGUCAGCCAGGCCUGCCAUAACAAAUUACCACUGACUGGGUGGCCUCUGCAACAUACAUUUGUUUUCUCACAGUUCUGGAGGCUACAAUUCCAUGAUCAAGGUGCUGGCAAAUUUGAUUUCUGAUGAGUGCUGUCUUCCUAGCUUAUAGAUGGCCGCCAUCUUGCACAUGGCCUUGUGUCUGUGCUUCCAUGAAGAGAGAUGGUUAGAGAUAGAGAUCUCAUGUCUCUUCCUCUUCUCUAAGAACACAGAUCUUACUAGAUCAGGCCUCCUCCUUACCUCAUUUACCUUAAUUAUCUCCCUGCAUACUCCCAUCUCCAAAAAUAGGGGAUUAGGGUUUCAACAUAGGGUUUUGUGAGAGGAACACAAUUCACUCCAUAACAUUUCUCCCUCUGUCCCCCCCAAAUUCAUGUAUCUCUCAAAUGUAACACAUUUGCCCCAUCCUAACAGCUCCCAAAGUCUUAUACCAUUUCACUAUUAUUUGCAAGUCUAAGGUCUCAUCUAAAUACAAUAGGCCCUCCUUAUCCAUGGGUUCCUCAUCCAUGGAUUAAACCAACCACACAUCAAAAAUAUUUUGAAAAAACAAAAAGGGGGCCGGGCGCGGUGGCUCAAGCCUGUAAUCCCAGCACUUUGGGAGGCUGAGGCGGGUGGAUCGCAAAGUCAAAAGAUCGAGACCAUCCUGGUCAACAUGGUGAAACCCCGUCUCUACUAAAAAUACAAAAAAAUUAGCUGGGCAUGGUAGCGCGUGCCUGUAAUCCCAGCUACUCAUGAGGCUGAGGCAGGAGAAUUGCCUGAACCCAGGAGGCGGAGGUUGCGGUGAGCCGAGAUCGCGCCAUUGCACUCCAGCCUGGGUAACAAGAGCGAAACUCUGUCUCAAAAACAAACAAACAAAAAAAAUAAAAAGGAUGUUUGCAUCAGUAUUGAGCACAUACAGACUUUUUUUCUUAUAAUUAUUCCCUAAACAAUACAGUGUAACAACUAUUUAUGUAGCAUUUACACUGUAUUUGGUAUUAUAAGUUAUCUAGAGAGGAUUUAAAGUAUACAGGAAGGUGUGCAUAGGUUAUAAGCAAAUAUAAAAUACACCAUUUUAUAUAUGGAACUUGAGCAUCUGUGAAUCUUGGUAUCCAUGGAGUGAGGUCCUAAAAGUCAAUACUCCACAGAUACUGAAGGACAACUGUAUUAUCUAAAUCAGUUAUGAGCGGGACUGAGUCACAGUUUCUCUUCAGUUGUAACCCGACUGGACAAGUUAUGUACUUCCAAAUUACAGCAGUCGGACAACAUAGUAUAAUUCCCAUUCAAAAGGGAGAGAUCAGAAAGUAGAAAGUGAUAAUGGGUCUCAAGCCAGUCCAAAAAUGAGCAAGGCAAAUUCCAUGAAAUUUUAUAGCUCCAGUCAGGGGUGGUGGCUCACACCCGAAAACCACUGAGUUCAAGACCAGGCUGGCAACAUGGUCAAACCCUGCCUCUACUAAAAAGCUUAGUAGUUCCAACAAGGACUGGUAGUUAAAAAGAACCUGGCACCUCCCUCCCCUCUCUUUCUUGCUUCUUCUCUCUCCAUGUGAUCUCUGCACAGGCCAGGUCUCUUUGCCUUCUGCCAUGUGUGGAAGCAGCCUGAGCACAGAUGUUCAGUCUUUUUUUUUGAGAUGGAGUCUCACUCUUGCCCAGGCUGGAGUGCAGUAGCGUGAUCUCAGCACACUGCAACCUCUGCUUCCCAGGUUCAAGCGAGUCUGCUGCCUCAGCCUCCCGAGUAGCUGGGACUACAGGUGCAUGCCACCACACCCAGCUAAUUUUUGUAUUUUUAGUAGAGACAGGUUUCAUAAUGUUGGCCAGCAUGGUCUCCAUCUCUUGACCUCAUGAUCCACCCACUUCGUCCUCCCGAAGUGCUGGGAUUACAGAUGUGAGCCACCACGCCCGGCCUAGAUGUCCAGUCUUGAACCCUCCAGCCAGCAGAACCCUGAGCUCAGUAAAUCUUUUUUCUUUAUAAAUUACCCAGCCUCAGGUAUUCCUUUAUAAUAACACUAAAGGGACUGAUGGACUGAGACAGGUCGGCUCACAUCUUUUGCCCGUUUUUUUUUUUUUUUUUGAGACUGAAUUUUGUACUUGUUGCGCAGGCUGGAGUACAAUGGCAUGAUCUUGGCUCACUGCAACCUCUGCCUCCCAGGUUCGGGUGAUUUUCCUGCCUCAGCCUCCUGAGUAGUUGGGGUUAUAGGCACCCACCACCACGCCCAGCUAAUUUUUGUAUUUUUAGUAGAGACAGGGUUUCACCAGGUUGACAGGCUGGUCUUGAACUCCUGACCUCACUUUAUCCACCUGCCUUAGCCUCCUGAAGUGCUGGGAUUACAGGUGUGAGCCACCAUGACUUUUGCCCAUUUUUUUUUUUAAUUGGAUUGUUUGUCUUCCUGUUAUUCAGCCUGAUGUGUUCUGUGAGCUCAUAUUUAUUAAUACUUUUUACACAGGGAGUUUUGGGGUCCUGGUGUACUUCUCCUGGAAGGAUUCCUAUUUAUCUCUCCCAGGAACCCAGGCAUACUACAUAGGUCCACUUUAAAGGAAAUCCUACCUAUAGGUAUUAGGCUCCACCAGUAAGGUAAUUUUAUGCCCUUAAUCUUGCUGUGGCUCUGGCAGUCUGCUGAACAGCAACAACAACAAACCAGAAUACAUGGUUGGAAUAGAAAUACUUAUGGGGACCAAGUGCCCAGGGUAUUUGGAGUGAAGACUGCCUAGGAAAAUUCAGAUUACAUGUAGUUAUGGGGACGUUUUCACUCUGAAUUUUAGAGACUAGCAGGGCCAGGUGGACAGAAUUUAAUGUUAUGACUUUUUUGAGUAAAACAAAAAAUCUGUAAUUUAUCUGAAAAUACUAUCUCUUAGUGUGACAUAUGUGCUCUUUUUUCCCCUUUUAAAAAAAAAUAUUAACAAUAAUUACAUAUGGUUACAGGGUACAAUGUGAUUUUCUGAUAUUUGUUUACAUUGUGGAAUGAGUAAAUCAAGUUAACAUAUCCAGCACCUCACAUACUCAUCUUUUUGUGAUGAGAUUCUGUGUGUCCUUUUUAAUCAAUACCUAAUGAUGGCUAAUUAACAAUAACGUACUCUGUUAGGGAAUAUAAUCUCCAAGAGAGGUUGAUUAGCUUUUGAAAGAUUCUAAACAGAUGUCCACGUUUCAGAAAGCUUCAACCAUUUUUAUGUCCAGUCAACAGCAAGACUAUAUGGAUUUUCCUUUUGUUAAAUAAGUAGUGUUCCUAAUGUCUGGAUUGGCUAGAAAUACCCUACAAAGGCCACUUACGCUUGCAUGAACAGGAUAUAGAAAUCCAGGAAACCCAGUGUGCACACCCUUUGUAAUGGUUCUCUUGGUUUAGAUUCCCAGACAGACAUGUUCAGGAAAUUAUCUGAGGUUUAUUAUUGCCUUACUUCAACUAGAAGAUUUGCUGAAUCCUGCACCUAAACCAUUGUUUCAUGUGUAUAGAAUAAGUGUGUCAUGCAAAAUUUGAUUGGAGUUCCCUAAAGAACAGGGAGUUGGAUCUUCAUGAUGGUUACAAAGCACUUUGUAUAACCGUUUUUGACUGCACUUGCUACCAUUAAGUAUUUGCACAGGCAGGGGAAUUGUUUACAACAUAAUAUUCUAACAGUUGCAAGUUAAGAAGGUUGUGUGGUAAAGGAAGUGAAAAGGUUAGAUCAUGGUAAACAAAUACUAUCUACAAACAGUGAAGAGGCAUCAUACCAACUGGAUUCCUGAGUUGAAAAUCAUCCUGCUCCAAUAAUUUUCAGACUAUCCUCAUUUGGGAAGGAGAGGAGGGCCCUUAUAUGUGUGGACUAAAACAAGGCAUGGGAUACCUGAGGCCUGGAAAAGAUAAGGUUAAGCCUUCUCUAGUCCUGUUCCUUGCAGAGCCUUUGGAUGUCUCUGCAGCAAUGGCCAACUUCAGAAGCUUGACCUCAACCACCCUGUAAAACCUGGGCUUGGGAGAGGGAUGCAGUUAUUUGCCAGAAUGGUUGGGAGAGGGGCAGAAAUCUUUCUUCGGGUAAAAUCAUUCUGGAGUUGGGCCGGGCGCGGUGGCUCACGCCUGUAAUCCCAGCACUUUGGGAGGCCGAGGCUGGUAGAUCACAAGCUCAAGAGAUUGAGACCAUCCAGGUCAACAUGGUGAAACCCCGUCUCUAUUAAAAAUACAAAAAAUUAGCUGGGCAUGGUGGCGCGUGCCUGUAAAAUCCCAGCUACUCAGGGGGCUGAGGCAGGAGAAUUGCCUGAGCCCAGGAGGCGGAGGUUGCGGUGAGCCGAGAUCGCGCCAUUGCACUCCAGCCUGGGUAACGAGCGAAACUCCGUCUAAAAAAAAAAAAAAAAAAAAAAAAUCAUUCUGGAGUUGCUGCUGAAGUAACCACUAAUAAUUUAAUCUGGUUUCAAGAAAGCUCUUCUUGGCUCACAGACUUAAGCAUCAAUGAAUAAUAAUAGACAACAUUUAUCAAGGUCGUCUUCUCCUUGUGCUGAGUAUUUUAGAUACUUAUGUCAUUAUGUGUGUACAUUUCCAUUCAACCUUAUGAAUGGAUGAUUUUAGUUUUUAUCUGUUUUAUGUAUAAGGAAAGUGCAGCAGGACAGUGGCCAUGUAAGUCGGAAUCUGCUAAGGAGUGUGCAACAGCUCACCUGCCAAAGGGAAAAAAAAAAUAAAGGAAAGUGAUGUGCAGAAAUCAUAUGGAUUAGGUGUUUCAAUGCACACUCUAGUUUACCUUUCUUCCUCACCACCUGUAUUGCUAAUCCCCUAAGUGGCAGGAAUGGGGCAAGUCAAUUUCAGCACUCGAGUGUUAAACUAAAUCUGUUUACAGGAGUAGACCCCAGAAAGGGAGUCAGGAUUACCAAACUCUUAACACAUUUUAACGCUUAGGCUCACCUAACUUCCAGCGCACCUUCCACAUGAACUUGCCCUGCUCAGUGAAUCUGCUGCAAAGGACGAGCCUCUCUUUCAGACAGGCCAAUGAUAUAGCUGGCUCUUGUGAGCGACAGGUCUUGUGGCCAAUGGGCUCAGCCCCUGAGGCCUCGAAGACCGGAAAUUGGCCCUGGAGCAUGUGGCCCCUGGGGCGUGGGUUGAGUGCUGUCUUCUCCUGAGGCCGCGCGGAGCCAGCCGAGUGUGGCGAGGUCUAAUGCCCAGGUGAGAGGACGGGUCCAGGUGCAGCGGCUGCCUGGGUGGGCUUUUGCUCAAGCACGUGGUGUGAGCCGCCCUCCCAGGCGUCUCCCUCUCGCUUCCCGGUGGCGCUGGGGCCUUCGGAGGGAGGCCGGGCGGGGGCGGGAAGUCGUUAUUCGAGGCACGGUGCUGGAGAAGGUGCGCAGGCGGGGGCGGCAGGGGAGGCCAGCUGGAUGUCUGAGUGGGCCUCUUGUUUGGCCUGAAAUGGGAGGUAACUAACCAAAACAGGAUCGACACACGUGUCCUCUCCAGCCUUUGAAUGGAUCCUUUCCGACCAUCGUUCAGGGGCCAGCCUCCUGUCCACCCAUCCCAGUGCCAGGCUGUACGGAUGCCAGGCUGUUGGCCACAAGCUUCUAAACCUUUGGACCCAGCUCUGGGCAGAGGAGCACCUGCAGGCAGAGGCCAUGUGUUUGGAAAGCCAGAGGAACCAAGCACACAGAGGGGGCCAGCACAGAGGGAGUCUGUGGGUUUGGUCUCCAUGUUCCGAGGCCUGGGCAUUGAAACAGUUUCCAAAACCCCUCAGAAAUGGGAAAUGCCUCCAACAGGUAGAGGCAUUUUAGGUCGAGGCUUGUCAGCUAAUCUGGAACGCAAAGACAAGGAGGAACUCUGUCCCACUUUUUGGGAUUCAAAAGUGUUGGCAGCUGGGGACAGCAAGAUGGCAGAGGCCUCUGUUGGUUGGAAUAGGAUGCUUGGGAGAGGGAGUUCAGAUGCUUCUUUGUUACCACUGGGAAGAGCAGCAGGUGGUAUUGGCAGAGGAAUGGACAAACCUCCCUGUGCCUUCAGUGCACCAUUCCGGGAUCCCCCGCAGCUGGUAUCACCACCAGCUCUGCCCCAGUCCCCUCUGCACUCUCCAGAUCACCCUCUGGUCCUGACUGUGGAACACAAGGAAAAAGAGCUUAUUGUGAAGCAAGGAUCAAAAGGAACACCUCAGUCUUUGGGACUGAACCUCAUUAAAAUACAAUGUCAUAAUGAAGCAGUUUAUCAAUAUCAUGUGACUUUCAGCCCCAAUGUGGAAUGCAAAAGCAUGAGAUUCGGCAUGUUGAAGGACCAUCAAGCUGUCACCGGCAACGUUACUGCGUUUGAUGGAUCUAUUCUCUAUCUGCCUGUUAAGCUUCAACAAGUUCUUGAGUUAAAAAGUCACAGGAAAACAGAUGGUGCUGAAAUCAGCAUUAAGAUUCAGAUGACAAAGAUCCUGGAGCCCUCCUCUGACCUGUGCAUUCCCUUCUACAACGUUGUUUUUCGUCGGGCAAUGAAACUUUUAGAUAUGAAGCUUGUGGGGAGAAACUUUUAUGACCCUACAAGUGCUGUGGUACUACAGCAACACAGAUUGCAGAUCUGGCCAGGCUAUGCAGCUAGCAUCCGAAGGACAGAUGGAGGGCUCUUCCUGCUAGCUGAUGUCUCUCAUAAGGUCAUUCGGAAUGACUCUGUGCUGGAUGUCAUGCAUGCCUUUUAUCAGCAGAAUAAAGAACACUUCCAGGAUGAGUGUACUAAGCUUCUGGUUGGCAAUAUUAUCAUCACCCGAUAUAACAAUCGUACCUAUCGUAUUGAUGAUGUGGAUUGGAAUAAGACUCCAAAGGAUAGCUUCACGAUGUCUGAUGGGAAGGAGAUCACAUUCUUGGAAUACUACAGCAAAAACUAUGGGAUCACAGUUAAAGAAGAGGACCAGCCCCUGCUGAUCCACAGGCCCAGUGAGAGACAGAAUAACCAUGGGAUGCUGCUAAAAGGGGAAAUCCUGCUGCUGCCCGAGCUUUCUUUUAUGACCGGAAUCCCAGAGAAGAUGAAGAAGGACUUCAGAGCCAUGAAGGAUUUGACCCAGCAAAUCAAUCUGAGCCCCAAGCAACAUCAUAGUGCUUUGGAAUGCUUACUACAGAGAAUUGCAAAGAAUGAAACAGCCAGCAAUGAACUGAUGCGUUGGGGGCUCCGUCUGCAAAAUGAUGUACAUAAGAUUGAAGGACGUCUCCUACCAAUGGAAAGAAUUAACUUAAAAAAUACUUCGUUUAUCACAUCUCAGGAACUAAACUGGGUUAAGGAAGUAACCAGAGAACCUUCCAUCUUGACUAUCCCCAUGCAUUUCUGGGCACUUUUUUACCCAAAGAGAGCAAUGGAUCAGGCCCGAGAAUUGGUCAACAUGUUGGAGAAGAUCUCCGGCCCCAUUGGCAUGCGGAUGAGCCCACCAGCCUGGGUUGAACUAAAGGACGACCGAAUAGAGACCUAUGUCAGAACCAUUCAAUCCAUGUUAGGAGCUGAGGGGAAGAUACAGAUGGUUGUUUGCAUCAUCAUGGGCACACGUGAUGAUCUCUAUGGGGCCAUCAAGAAGCUGUGCUGUGUGCAGUCUCCAGUGCCCUCCCAGGUUAUCAAUGUUCGAACCAUUGGUCAGCACACUAGGCUUCGGAGCGUGGCCCAGAAAAUUUUACUUCAGAUUAACUGUAAAUUGGGUGGUGAGCUCUGGGGAGUGGAUAUUCCUCUGAAACAGUUAAUGGUGAUCGGGAUGGAUGUUUACCAUGACCCCAGCAGAGGCAUGCGCUCCGUGGUUGGCUUUGUGGCAAGCAUCAAUCUCACCCUCACAAAAUGGUACUCCCGGGUGGUGUUCCAGAUGCCGCAUCAGGAGAUUGUGGACAGCCUGAAGCUGUGCCUCGUGGGCUCCUUAAAAAAGUUUUAUGAGGUGAACCACUGCCUACCAGAGAAGAUUGUGGUGUACCGUGAUGGAGUGUCUGAUGGCCAACUGAAGACAGUUGCCAACUAUGAGAUUCCUCAACUACAGAAGUGUUUUGAAGCUUUUGAGAAUUAUCAGCCCAAGAUGGUGGUGUUUGUAGUUCAGAAGAAAAUCAGUACUAAUCUGUAUCUGGCUACUCCUCAGCACUUUGUGACUCCCACCCCUGGAACUGUGGUCGAUCAUACAAUAACAAGCUGUGAGUGGGUGGAUUUCUACCUUCUUGCCCAUCACGUACGGCAGGGCUGUGGCAUUCCUACGCAUUAUGUCUGUGUUCUCAACACCGCAAACCUGAGCCCUGAUCAUAUGCAGAGGCUGACUUUCAAACUGUGCCACAUGUACUGGAAUUGGCCUGGCACCAUCAGAGUUCCAGCUCCUUGCAAGUAUGCCCACAAGCUAGCUUUCCUGUCAGGACAGAUCUUGCAUCAUGAACCAGCCAUCCAGCUGUGCGAGAACCUGUUCUUCCUGUGACUGCACAGCCUGGAGAUGGGCUGGGGAGGAGAAAGGCAGCCUCUGAACUCAGCUGUGACUCUUGCAGAAUCAAAGAGACUAAAGUGGGCUUUCGUGUUAUCCUUUUCCCUUUCUCCAACCCUGUAGUAUAAGAUAUCUUUUUUGUCUUUUAAACCUAAUAUCACCAAGAAGCAAGUUUCUAAGUAACAGCUGAAAAUGGCCUUGUUGCCUGUGUAGAGCAAGUUACAGUAGUACUGCCACUCUGCAGGUAGAGUGGGUGACUCUGGGGGGCCAUUAAGAGCCUCCAAAGCCAACGUGAGCUGUAGAAAACUGCAGAAACAGCCAUUAUACUUCUAAGCUGUGCUGACAAAGUGGUUCCCAUUUCUGGAGCCAGAGAUGAUAAUGAAUGAAGUCAUCGCAAGUAUCCUAAAGAGAGUAACUCAGGCAACUGGGAAAGGCAGCGGAAGGUCUGUGAAGCAACGUUUUCAAGUAAAUACUGCUAUUGCUUGCCAGGUGUGCAAGGCACAGAGUCAAAUCAGUCUGUGGCAUAGGUAGGCCCUUGCUGACUAAAUUUUUUGGGGGGGAUUGAAUUUAUAAUGCCUGUGACUUGAGUUGGAUUUGAAAAUGGCUUCCCUUGACCUCUUGAAAGAGUGCAGAUGAAGCUUUUUCUCACAGUAACUUUCCAGCCUACCAUGUUGAUUUCUUCCUUCCCCAAAUAAGCACAUGCUCUUUUGCUCUCUGUGCCUGAUCUUCAGUAAGUUUUCGUUUUUUAACACAUGGAAAAAAAUCUAGCAGCUAGGAAAGUUCGGUUUGGGGUGGGAGUUUUUAGUGAGCUUUUCUCCCAGGUGUGUGGCCUUUGUUUCUAUUUUUAUAUGUUUGUAAAUGGAAUUACCCACUUUCUCUUGCAAAAUCACCUCUUCCUGGCUGUUGGCUCACUUUGCUAGAAUUUUUCUGAGUCCAAGUUAAGAUUUCCAGAAGUCAGCUUUGGAAAACGUGACACUCCUACCAAAGUCCAUGCAGUUUAGCAAGUUGUCACAUACCAUGGGUUUCAGUGUUUUUGGAAAGCUGGUUUUUUCUUUUUUUUUUCCCCCUCCCCUUUUAGAAUCUUCUCCCAGUCCCUUCAGACUUAGUUCUGUCUCCUCUUGCUUUACUGGGUUUUAGAAACCAGUCUUAUUUAACCUUUUCUGAUUUGUAUUUAUGUACUUAUUUAUUUUUUUGGUAUGAUGGCAGGGAGGGGACAAAGCAGAAAUGCCCCUUUUAUGUGACAGUGUGUGAGAAAAGAAACUUUAGCUUAAAACUCCUUAAAAUGUGCUCACUUCAGCAGCGCAUAUGCUAAAUUUGAAGUGCUAUAAAGAAGAUUAUAGAAAAAAGAAAACAGAUUUCCUUAAAACAAGAAAACCAAUAAUGUUUUUAGUUUGUUGUGGUGCCCAGCACAGGUCAAGGAGGAAUGGGCAUUGUUGGUGCAUUUAUGGUUUCAUUUGGAGUGUGGGGCGUUAGGGUGACGCAAGGACCUGGAAUUUAAAAACCACAGAAUCAAACACUGAACCACUGGUCUCUGGCUAAACGGGUCAGUUUUCUGAUUUUCUUUGGAAGCGUUUUGAAUUUUUAUGUUGAAGUUGGAUUUCCUAAUACUCUUUUUCUCUUAGAUAAUCAGUACAAAUGCUUGACUACAUUAUAAUACAAAAAUUUCUUCACUUUUUAUUCUUGAUUUUCUUCCCUUGUUUUUCAGUUUUAAUGCCAAAUGAUUGGGUUGUGGGGUGGGAAAUAAAAACAACUUUGUAUAAACGUU
This is a messenger RNA of Callithrix jacchus (white-tufted-ear marmoset), 14336 nucleotides long. NCBI's taxonomy places the organism in Eukaryota, Metazoa, Chordata, Mammalia, Primates, Cebidae. The record is from RefSeq and is a predicted model, not a curated record.